This is a messenger RNA of Clupea harengus (Atlantic herring), 3322 nucleotides long. RefSeq names its product THAP domain containing, apoptosis associated protein 1 (gene thap1). Gene Ontology annotation, biological process: regulation of transcription by RNA polymerase II. Gene Ontology annotation, molecular function: RNA polymerase II cis-regulatory region sequence-specific DNA binding; DNA-binding transcription factor activity. The record is from RefSeq and is a predicted model, not a curated record. Lineage: Eukaryota; Metazoa; Chordata; Actinopteri; Clupeiformes; Clupeidae. Gene Ontology annotation, cellular component: nucleus.
CAGAUUGAAAAACGAUAUCGUUAUCCAAGGUUGUCAUCAUCUGUGGCACCGCGAUCGAAACAAUGGUUCAAUCUUGUUCAGCGUACGGAUGUAAAAAUAGAUACCACAAAGACAAAAAUAUCUCUUUCCACAAAUUCCCACUUGCAAGGCCAGAUGUUUGUGGAAAAUGGGUAGCAGCGAUGAGGAGGCACAAUUUCAAACCUACCAAAUACAGCAACAUCUGCUCCCAGCACUUCGCCAAAGACUGCUUCAAACGCGAGUGCAACAACCGUGUGUUGAAAGAGAAUGCCGUACCUUCCCUCUUCAGCUUCAGUAAACUACAGGUUAAGGGGGAGUCCUUGCAGCAGAUGUACCCUGCACAGGUGGACUUUUCCCUGUCCCUUCCCCUGCCCGAGGCAGAGGAGGUGCAGCCUCUCACCACUCAGCCCCCUCCCUGCGACCCUGGAGCCACGGCCGGACCCCCAGGACUGACCACAGCGUUGGUGGAGAGCAGCCAGGAGGAGGACGAGGCAGCCGAGGGACUGGAGGGCCUGCAGCAGAGCGCGUCGGUCUCCUGCGACCACAACUACACGGUGGAGGACUCGCUGCAGCAGAAGCGGCGCAUCGAGCAGCUAGAGGAGCAGGUGGAGCGCCUGCGCAAGAAGCUGAAGACGGUGCAGCAGCGGUGCAGGCGGCAGGAGCGGCAGCUGCAAAGGCUCAAGGCCGUCGGCGACCUCCAGAAGCAGGUCAAGGACCUGGCCCUGGGGGGCGAGAGCUACGUCAUCCUGCCAAAGGAACUCUACGACGUGCUGAAGGGAAUCGAGUCUGCCGAUGUCCUAUGAGGAGAAGAGAAACCACCUGACAAAAAAAAACAUGUACACGCACAUACACACACACACACGCGUCUGUCUUGCACACACUCUGAAAGAGAAAGACUGCAGUGUUGUUUGCACAACUAUCGUGUUGAGAGAGCAAGACAACAGUUAGGUUGUCAGGGUGUUGUUUUUCAAUUUUUUUGUGGUUUAGUUUUAUCCGUUCUCUUUGGUCGCUCCAAAAUACUCAACUAGAAGACCCUGGAGUGAAAUGAAAGUAAGAGGCCAAACUGCAACAGCGUCUGUUGAAGAUGCCAACAGUUCAAGUUGUUUCAGGUUCAGUUGCUCCCCCAUAAAGAGUCCAGGGUAAUUUAGCUCAAUCAAGAUUUCCCCUUCUCCACUUUACAUCCGCAUAAUGCAAAACAUUGGAUUGAGAAUUGAGAUGUUUUGAUCCACACCACCCCUUAUGUGGACCUACAUGUAUAUUACAGUAUGCAUGUCCCACUAGUGCAGCUCAGUUAAGGAAAAGACUCCCUUUACAAGAGACAUCUUUAGCUGAACCUGGCUCAUUAGGGGGGUCAAUUGCCAUUGUUUGACAUAGGAGUUAACAUUUCCGGAUCAACAAAGGAGCAAAAGCUAGGGACAUCACACCAUGGCAGAGAUGUGAGAUUUGCUGCAACAGACAUUAACUACAUGUUAACGACAUGUCGACUUUCAAAGUUACGGGAUGGGUUGUCUUCAUUUGUUGUCGAAAUGACGGUGAGCUGGUUUGACCAGUUCGCAGGACUCUGGUACAACAUGAUUCCCUAUCUGUGGUUCUGUGUCAUGCUUCUCCAGCUGUUAUUUCACUGGCACUUUGGUGUAAGCUGAACUAGCGGCUAGUGAAAAUCUAAACUGACCUCUACUUGAAAAAGAAACACUUUAAGUUGAAUAUUAUUUAAGGAAAUGUCUACUGCCGUCAGCCUUCCUGUUCACUUAUGUAUGUCAUGUCAUCGUUUUUUUGCUGUCUAAAAACCUUCACCUUGUGGUAUACAAGUAAAUCGGCAAGACAUUUGAUGAUGGCAAUAUGUCAUGCUGCUGUUAACCAAGCUGGUUAUUGCGGACAGUAAGAAAUCUAGUUGUUUUACUUGUGUACGAGGAGAAAAGGUAUCAUUUUUCCUUUUGGGCUGGAACUUCUUUAAGAGGAAGGUGACUUGACGUUGCCUGACGUACCACUGCUCGUUUUCUUCUCUAGUAGGCUAAUACCUUGCUGACCCUUUUGGGAAACUUGAAGGCUGUCCUCUGACCGUCAAACAUCCUUAGCUGUCAUGAGGUGUCAAACCUUUUCAUGACGGCUAAUGAUGCUCUCGCUGACACAUUGUAUGGUUCCAGUGAUGGAAGCAGUAAUGCUGCCCGAUCAGUGGCACUAAACAAAGAUUUACCAAAAAGCCAUUUGACCUGGUUGUCGUGUGGCAUAUGUCAUAUGGUUGUUAAAAAGUAAUAACGUAUUUCACAUGACACUUUAUGAAGAGAAAUCAUGUUAUGAAUAUGAUACUGGUAUUUUUGAUGAUACUGUCACUGUAAGAGUGCCAGAAUAGUUACACAACGAAAUGAAAUGGACAAUUGGAUAUGUAUUGCAUUUGUUUCUUAUUUCGAUAAGUCACUAAUAUGUGAAGAAGUCUGUGAUAUAUAUUAUUAUUAUAAUUAUUAUUAUUAUACAUGCUAUUAUGCACAUUCAUCAGGUUAUGGAAAUGUGAGUGGUUUAGUACACAACGUAAUGUUUAUAACUGGAAAACUUGAUUUGAGAGGGAGCUAUUGGAGUGUGACUCCUUUUGUAAACUGCUUUGUUUUCUGUGACAUCUGUUUUUACAUUAUUAUUUAUUUUUCCCUCAUGAUUUCUCCCCUUCACCUCAGCUGACAAAUGAAAGCCAUAUUUACAACAAAAAAAAAGCACUUGAACAUGGACCUUUUGGCAAAAAAGGAUUUUUUUUUCUUCGUGAGAACAUAGUUGCCUUACUCUCUGCCCGUGCAAUCAUUGAAGCAUAUGGACUGUUCUCUCCUCCCUUUUCUCCUCUUUAAAUCAUUACACUCUACAAUCUGCUCUACCCUUCAGCUGAAUGUGAGACAGCAGACACUCUCCAGGUGUUAGGUAGUAUAUGAAUGGUUUUUGUAACCACUACUUUUCCUCAAAGCCAUCCAUUUUGUGGAGAGUCACCGUGAAAAUCAAACAGAUUUGUCUUGACAGACUAUUAGUAAAUUACUUGAGACUUGGACACUCAUCCAAUUCAGGAGACAUAUCAGAGGUUGUUGUGAAGGUUGCCGCUGAAUAAAAAGAGAAAGGUAUACAUACUGUAAAUCAUGGGCUUCAACCUCAUUCUAAUCUGAGGGCAAAGGGAAAGAAGCCUUGUUACUACAAAUGUCAUCUUCUCAUGUUUCUAGGCUUUGAUACUUCCAUAUGUCAUUUACAGUAAUAGUGUCCUUACUACCUUAAUUUGAGUGUUGUAUGCUUGAAUGCAGAAUGAGUGAUGUUCACAAUAAACACAUGCAUAUUA